UGUUAAGUACCAUCACAACUCAUUCAUGUGGUUCUUCCGCUCGCCACUGCGAGUGUCUAACAGCUCAAGAAAAGAUGCAUGAAGCUGUCUCAACUUCUCAAUGACCUCUCAAGCAAAUCUACCGAAAUGUUAUUUUAAAUACAUCAUUUUAUGCGCAACAGUCUCUUACAUAUGCUAAAGUUAUUCAGUAAAGAAAUGAAUUUGUUGUCUACUAUUUGCUUCACUUGGUUUAUGGUUGUUUUCUGUAUUAGUGGGCUGUUUAUCAAUUUCUUGCAAUUAUUAGUGAUACCAUUAUAUUGGCUCAAGAGAGACUGGUAUCAUAAAAUUAUUCCUGGUCUUGCUUAUCUUAUUUAUUCUCAAUUUACUUGGUUGGGAGAAUGGUGGAGUAAAGUUGACUUUAAGCUUUAUGUAAGCAAUCUAGAUGAUAUUAAACAUUUUGGAAAAGAAAAUUCUCUUGUAAUCUCGAAUCACUAUAGCGAUGUUGAUUGGUUAACUGCAUGGAUAUUUGCUGAGAGGGUUGGUCUCAUAGGGAGAACAAAAAUAAUAUCAAAAAGUGAAACUAAAUACCUUCCCAUUAUUGGUUGGUGCUUAUGGUUUUCUGAGUCUGGUUUCUUGAAAAGAAAUUGGCAAGAUGAUAAAUCAAACAUUAAUAAGUUGAUAAACAGUAUGAAAAGAAAUAGUAAUACCUUUUCAAUUUUUGUAAUGUGUGAAGGUACACGUCGAACUGAUGAAAAGCUGCUUGCAAGUCAAGAAUAUGCUGUGAAAAAUAAUUUCAUUCCUUUAAAACAUCAUCUAUUUCCACGAACUAAAGGUUUUUCGCUCCUUGCAGAAGCACUUCACAGUAAAGUUGCUGCAAUUUAUGAUUUGGAAUUUGCAUUUCCUGAUAUAGAAUCAGCAAACAUGCAAAAUGUUGUUAAUGGAGGAAAGAUUGAAGUUUUAAUGCAUUUCAGACGAAUACCUAUGAAUUUAGUACCAAAUUCGUUUGAUGGAUUAUCAAAUUUUAUUAUUGAGCAUUAUAAAAAGAAAGAUGAGAUAUAUGAUCACUUUGUUAAGAAUAAAACUUUUCCUGGACUUCGUGUUCCUCUUCCACGGAGAAAAUUAAAUUUGAUAUUUUUUUCUAUAUGGAACAUUUUUGUUUCUAUUUUUGCAUUACUGUGGCUUAAACACUGUGUUCAUCUUUAUGGUCAAGCAAUUGUCUCAACUAUUUUGUUCUUAUUUUUGUUUGGAGUAUAUUUAUUAUUUAAAACUAUGCAAAAUUACACUCGAACUAAUAAAGGAAGUAAGUUUGGAUUGAAAGAAAAUUAAAAGUGGAAGAAAUCGAGAUAUCAAAACUGAAAAAUUCUUUUAGCAUUAUAUUGAGAAAUGUUAAUUAAGUAAAAUUUUUCCAAAAAAUUUUGAAUAUAAAAUCGUUUUUCAUUUGCAACUAUUUAAUAGAUUUUGUAGUUUGUAUUUUUAUUAUUUUUAUAUUUACUUAUUCUUUGUUAAAUCCAGGUAUCACCUCGGUUUCCAGGUAUCACCUCGGGUAGUUAUUGUUUUUUGAUUAAUAAAUUUUUUUUUUCUUGAGCUUAUAUCUGUUUACGUACUGUUUCAAAAUAGACAUUUCACGUUUACGCACUGUUUCAAGAUAGACAUUUCAUGUUUACGCACUGUUUUAAAAUAGACACUUCAUGUUUACGCACUAUUUCAAGAUAUGUUAUUUAAAUAGUUCGUUGUAUUUUUAUUAAUAGGUUAUUGUACUUUUAGUAUUUUAAGUUCUAAAAGUAUUUGUGAAUAAAUUUUCAAUCUUUUUGUUUUAUAUAA
Messenger RNA from Hydra vulgaris (swiftwater hydra), 1800 nucleotides. Its product is annotated as 1-acyl-sn-glycerol-3-phosphate acyltransferase delta. Gene Ontology annotation, cellular component: endomembrane system. NCBI's taxonomy places the organism in Eukaryota, Metazoa, Cnidaria, Hydrozoa, Anthoathecata, Hydridae. Gene Ontology annotation, molecular function: 1-acylglycerol-3-phosphate O-acyltransferase activity. The record is from RefSeq and is a predicted model, not a curated record.